GGCAACCAAGUGAAGUCAAUCAAGAGUCAGUGCGGCAGCUGUGAACUUCAGCGCUGAAGAACCGAGAACAGCAAAGUGUCCGGCUCCGUUCCUCCAGAGUGACUUCUGUGGAGGAGGAGGGAUUCAGGACUUUAAAAGCAGGAGAACAUGGCGGACAGAAACCGUGACAGAGCCGAGGGAAAUGCAGAGGACACUGAUGAGCUUCUUUACACUGAUCUCAAUGUCAACAGCAGUGUGUGUGACCUGGACCGUCAGCCUCUCAGACGGGACCACUGUGACCUCCUCUUAGACGCCAUCGAUGCUCAGCUUGGUCAACUGCAGGUCCAGUCCAAGAAUCACCAGGGAAUUUUCAGAAAGCAUGACUGCAGCGAUGUUGCCCCUCUUCAGUGGAGUCAAUCUCUGAGCAAAGACACAGGCCUUGGAAGUACAACGCCAACAAAUGACACUCCUAUGUCUUGUCUCGAUUUGAUACACACUCCGGUGACCGAGCAAUUAUUAGAGAGGAGCACAGGCUGCAGCGGAGGUCCUGACACUCAAGAGGAUACUAAAAAGUGGUCUGACAGAGGAACGAGAAACAAAGAAGCAAUGGAGUCUCGGAGAGAGGAGGUCAUCUGGAGACUCGAGAGGCUGCUUGGAGACACCUGUAAAGAGGACACAAUAGCAGGAGAGGCGCAUCCUCCUUCAGACAGUGUCUGCACUGAGGACUUUGCCAGGCGCUUCACAGAGGAGAUGGUGGAAGUGCCGUUGCCAGAGAGUAAAUUUCAACAGUCAGACAGAGAAGAAGAGGCUGAGAGGUGUAAAUUCACUCACAAAACCAGUGUUGUAACAGAACAAGAAAACAAGCAUCACAACGAGAGCUGUUCUCCUAAGGCCAGGUGCUUGGCAGGAGUGCCUGUGAGGGGUUUCGAUGCUGUGUCCAUUGCAAGCGACCUUGACUCAGUCUGUUCAGAGCAGGUCAGAUGGCACAUUCUCACGCGACCAGGAUGGCACUGUCUCAUUCAGUCUGCCGCAGGCCUGGACGAUUACUCCAUCACCCAGAGUGACUAUGACACACUCACACAAGAAGAAAGUGAACCUCAGUCUAUAUCAGGUAAACAAGGUUUGACUGUUUAUUCUUUCAUCUACAGAGUCCACGGUGAGAACGCUUUCAUCUUUAAAUCUUUAAAAGUCCACAGAUCCUCUUUUGGACGUGCACAAAAGAGAAGUCCUUCUGUUUGUAAAGCUCAGCAGAAAAAGAGAGAAAGCUACAGACUUGAGUGUUCCUCGGGUGAUGAUGACAAGGACACAGAUGAGGACACCAACCACUGGAGUGGAAGGUGUAGGUCAGAGAAUACAUCAGUGAAAAUGCAGUCUGCAAAAAUGAAAGAGCGACUCGCUAAUCUCCGACAAAAAUGUGAGAAAGUGGAGGAGACACUAAUGUUGAAGAAAACUCAUUUAAAAGACGUUGAAGUCUGCCUCUCUGAACUUCAGCAGAGGAGAAAGCAUGCCUUGCGGGAAUUAGAGCGACUAAUGGCAGAGAACGCACGGAUUGAGAAGGAGAGGCAGACAAUGGAGUCCGGUCUGAUUGACAGCAGUGUAGAGAGAGACUCUCUCAGUUGCCAACUGAGAAAGUUGCAGAGGCAAAGAGAGUCGUAUGUCCAUGAGAUCAGAGACAUGGAAGAAGAACUUGCAGCUCUGAGUCAACAUAAAAAGACACUGAAGGACGGAUCCUGCAUGGAGAGGAGCAGCGUCAUCAUGUCGGUGCUGGAGAGGGAGGAGAUAGAGAGACAGCUGGACAGUGCAAAAACGGAAUUGUUCGCUGAACAGCGACGUGCAAGAGAGAAGCUUGAGUCCAUGCAAGAGUAUCUUUGGAUAUGUGUUCAUCAAAUGACAUUGGAGCAGAAUUUAGAGCAGACACGUGAGGAACUCCAGAGAGCCACAGAGGCAGAACGCUCACAGAGGAACAGGUGUGCAGGUCUGGAGGAGAAACAGAUCCAGAAAAAGGAGCAAAUUGAGGCGCUUGAGGCUCAAGUAAGUGAGCUGCAGGUUGAACACGGAGAAUGUAAGAUCAGGGUGGGCACUUUGGAGAAGAUGUCGGCCCAGAAGGAGCUACAGCUGCUACAUUUACAGGAACAACAUGGGACUUUACAAGCAGAGCGAGAUGGACUGAAGGGGGAGCUAAAACACCUGACAACCCAGCACUACAAAGCACAGAAGGAGGCCCAGGAACAAGCGUACAGAAUGAUGGUUAAUCAGCAGACUAAAGAGGAGAAAGCAGGUGAUUUGAAAGAACACACUCUGGCUCUCACACGAUGCAUUGAGACCAUGCAAAACUCCAUUCAUCUAAAAGAAGAAGAAGCAAAGAAGCUAAGGAUGUCUCUGGAGCAGCGGAGGGAGGAGGCAAGGAACCGCGAAGAGCAGCUGCACAUAGAAGUCUCUGAAAAGGUGCACAAAGCAAUCGAGGAGGAGAGGAGGAAGUGGGAGACAGAAAAAGUGGAAGCUGUGCAGGUGCACUGUGGGAUACUGGCAGAGCAGAACAGAAAGAGCCUGGAGAGCGCGAGGAGGGAGACGCAGCAAGAGAAGAGUAAAGCACAAGCUCUUCAACAUAAAGUUCUGCAACUAAAAACAAGAAUGCAGCAGUUGGAGAGUGAAAGUUGUGCACAGCAGAGAGAGCAGGAGUCUGUGCUGGCUGUGAUUUGCAAAUCACUGAAAGAGGAGCACCAGGUUGAGCUGCAGGGGUUAAAGAAACAGAUGGCACAGGAGAGUCAGAGGACAGUGCUGCGGCUCGAGCAAGCGGUUCAUCUGGCAGAGAAAGAGGCUGAUGGACUCCAGGUGAUGCUCAAAGUAAGGGAGAGCAGUUCUAACCAAAUCACAGCUGAGCUGGACCAGCAGCACAGGCACUGGGCCCGUGAGCUGGGGGCAGAGUGCCAGCAUGUACAACUCUUACUGGAACAGAGCGGAGCCAAACCAAGUGCCCUGCAACUGCCUGCCAGUCCCACAGUAGCCGAGGCUCUUACAAGCCUGAGAGCACUGAGAGAGCAGUUGGAGCGCUUGAUUAAGCAUCUACACCAGGAGCUUGAUUCACAGAAACAAAGUUCAGAGCAGCUGAAAAAAGACACGGAGCGGGAAUUGAGCACUCAGAGGCAAAAGCUUAGGAUGGAGAAAGAUCAAGCCUUAAACUCUCUUAAGGAGCGUCUCAUUCAGGAGCACAUUGAGGAGUUAAGCAGUCUGACCAGGGCUCAUAUGAGUGGUGGAGGAGCAGAGGGAGGCGGAGUAGCAGCAUCUCUCCGCAAGCAGCUGAAGGCCAAAGACCUGGAGCUGAGGCAGGUUCAGAGGAGCAUGGCUCAGUGGAAGGAACAGACUGCAGCUCGUCUGGCAUGCAAGUUUGAAGAGGAGUUGACAGCUGAACUGGAAAGAAAAACAUCAAAGACUCGAGGGGAGGAACAGAAAAAGUUUGAGAGGCCUGAAGGAGGGAAGACACUUAAUGUGAAGGAAACUCAGAAUUCAGCCUGCUCUCCCUCCCUCCAUGUUGUGGACUCUGCUGCCUCCCAGAGCCCCUCAGACGUGGCUUCAUUCAAGCUUCUACGUUACCUCCAGAGCAGAGUGAAGCAGCUCCGUGUAGAAAACCAGGAAUAUACCUGCAGCCCUUCUCCUCCACACACAGUCCCUUUAGAUUUGCGAGGAUCCUAUCUUACAACAAUGAUGCAAGGCGAAGGCAGUGCUGGCAUUCAGAGCCAGUCAGCAAUCAGGACAGUCUCAAGUUAGACAGAUUAAACCUUACCGAGCGUGUUUGAAUGAACACCAUUCAUGUAACAUACUUUCGAGUCCGGUUCUUGAGAAUUUCAAGCUACUUUUGCCGACUACACAGAUGAAUCAUUCACUGUCAGAUGUACUCGAGGUGCAGAUUAACAAGCAGGUCACGGUGACAAAAGACACAACUGAAGAUUCUGUCAUUCAGUUCACAUUCCUCUGUGUUGAGGCAGUCAAAUGUGUAUGGUUUACGGUUACAGUGAACUGUGAAUGAGUGAUGAACUGACAUUUUUACUGGAGACUGAAGAUCAUGUGAGUAAUGUCAAAUGACCCCAUAAAGCUGACAGUUCUUUGUGGGAAAUCCCUUAUGAUCAUAAAUCUUACAUAAUAUUUAAUUGUAAAAUGAUGUUUCUUGUUGUAAGUUCAAAGAAAAUUGUCAUUACCAUUGACUAUGCCUUUAUACAUCUUUAUCAACUUUGUCAAAUGUUUCAUCUUAAUGUAAAAACUGGGACCAUGUAUGUAUGUAUGUAUGCUAUUAAAUGAGAUUGAGGAGUUGUCACUUAUGGCAUUCCACAUGGGUCAGUCCAGGGACCAUUACUCUUCCUCAUAUACUGUAGGUAAUGAUUAACUAGAUUCCACUGAACUC
Scophthalmus maximus (turbot) is the source of this 4375-nucleotide messenger RNA. Its product is annotated as myosin heavy chain, skeletal muscle. The transcript is spliced from 27 exons. The coding region runs from base 148 to 3744 and encodes 1198 amino acids. Lineage: Eukaryota; Metazoa; Chordata; Actinopteri; Pleuronectiformes; Scophthalmidae. The record is from RefSeq and is a predicted model, not a curated record.